UCUAUCUUCACCACCUACCCCCAACCACCUACCCCCAACCACCAAACCACCAAACCACACCACCAAGUCCAUCCUCAUCCGACCUCCACAUCUCCUUCAAAAACAAGAGCGCAGACUGGACUAAGUCCACGUCGGUGCCCGCACCGCACCGCACCACACAUCCAACACAACACACACACACCUUCCAGAGAAAGGCAACCACACAAAAUGCCCGACUCCCCACCACCACAACGACGACGCUCCCGCUCCCGCUCCCGCUCCCCAUCCCGCCAGCACAAGAAAUCCUCCACCGGCGGCUUCCGAUGGAAGGAGAAGCGUCGUCCGGAGCGUGGGGACGACGACGCCGCCCGAAGGUUAGAUCGGGGGUAUCGCGCGCGGUCGCCGCGGCGGGAGUACGAUUCUCGGGAUGAGGCUCGAGGGGGUGGGUAUGAUCCCCGGGAUCGACGGGACUACUCCAGCCGAGACGGACGGGAUGCGCGAGACCGUGAGCGUGAUCAUCGGGGGUAUCGCGAUCGAGAGAGGGAUGACCGGUACCGCGACCGUCACCGCGACAGCUACCAACCCCGAGAUCGAGACGAGCGCGACCGCGACCGCGACCGACCGGCCGAAAAGCCCAUCUCGACCUCCACCGACGACCCCGCCAGGAAAGAGAAGAAGGAGAAAAAGAAGAAACGGCCGGCGAUCCCCUCCGAGCCCAUGAUCCUGGUGCAUGUCAACGACCGGCUGGGCACGAAGGCCACGGUGCCCUGUCUGCCGUCGGAUACGGUGGGGGAUCUGAAGACGCUGGUGGCGGCGCAGAUCGGGCGGGCGCCGCGCGAGAUCCUGCUGAAGAGGCAGGGGGAGCGGCCGUUCAAGGAUUUUAUCAGUCUGGGGGACUAUGGGAUUACGAAUGGGGUGCAGUUGGACUUGGAGAUUGGGACGGGCGAUUAGAUCCCUUCUGGGUGUUGUGGUUAUUUGGUGGUGGACAGACCGGCUAGAGGAUAAUCUGAUGAUGUGCUUCGGGGGUUUUUAGGCUCGCCUGCGUGUCCUCGCCAUUGCUGAGAUGGUCGUCUUCCAGCUCCUCCUGUAGCUGUAGCUGUAGCUGUAGCUGGCGCUGGCGCUGGGUCUCGCGCCACUCGCCCAACCACCCGCCGACGAACCCGAUCACCUCGCCUUGGGCUUCCCGCACGCCCCUUGGAGGCACCACCCUCUUCCCCUCCCAGUACUCCUCCACCCCGAAGACCCCGUUCUGAUCCCAGUGAUGCACCCCGCCCUCCAUGCCAUCGUACACCUCCUCCG
This is a messenger RNA of Aspergillus aculeatinus CBS 121060, 1278 nucleotides long. Its product is annotated as ubiquitin-like protein HUB1. The transcript has a single exon. The record is from RefSeq and is a predicted model, not a curated record. Gene Ontology annotation, molecular function: protein tag activity. Gene Ontology annotation, cellular component: cytoplasm; nucleus. Lineage: Eukaryota; Fungi; Ascomycota; Eurotiomycetes; Eurotiales; Aspergillaceae. Gene Ontology annotation, biological process: mRNA splicing, via spliceosome; protein modification process. Bases 208 to 930 code for a protein of 240 amino acids.